AUGUCGGCACUAACGAACCACCAAGUUUAUAAGCUUUUGACCGUCAAUACCGCUCCCGAAAGAGCCACUAGGUUGGUCGCGAAACUGGCGGCCGAUGUGCGUGGCGAUUUCCAGAUUGUACACUGCGGCAACGCUGAAAAGAUUGAACAUGUUAGACCCCUUGUAAUGGAGCAUCGGCCUGACUUGAUGUUCUGUGCGUCAAUGUGGUCGCCGGAAGAAAGUGCAGAAAUCAAGAAAAUUGCACGAGACGUAUUGCCCCAGUUGCGAUGCUUUGCUGUCCCUCAAGGCAUGCAGGUUCAACAUGGGCCAGAGUACACCGUGGAAUACGUCAAAUCAAAGCUGCGAGAUGUGAUUGAAGGAGAUUUGGGACUAGAAUGA
Molecule: messenger RNA, 378 nt
Organism: Fusarium poae
Lineage: Eukaryota; Fungi; Ascomycota; Sordariomycetes; Hypocreales; Nectriaceae
Exons: 3
Coding region: 1-378 (125 amino acids)
Source: RefSeq, a predicted model, not a curated record